AUGAAUACCUCGAUUGAAAAAUCGUCUUCUGAACCCGACUUACAUGUUACACCGCCGAAUUUUGUUGUUAGUCGUAAAAAGAGGGCUAGAACGGAUGACUAUAUAACUGUACCUGAAUUUACCUCCUGUAAGGAUGACAUCACGAAGUCAAUGACAGCACUUUUUGCUGCUUCCGAUAAGAAGAUGAACGAAAUGUUAGUGAGUAUUAAGGAUGUUCAGGGUACUAACCGCGGCAUUUUGGACUCAGUUUCCCUAUUAGCGGAGCAAAAUGAACAGUUAAGAAAAGAAAUUGAAUCACUAAAACUUCAGGGUAGAGAGGAUAGGGAAUAUAUUGCUAUACUUGAAAACAAAAUUGAGGACCUUCAAAUGUCAAAUCGUAAACAGAACUUGGAAUUGAAAAAUGUUCCUCGAAAAGAAAAUGAAUCGAAGGAGGACUUGGUAGAAAUGGUUAUCAACUUAUCAAAAACUAUUGGAUGUGAAGUUUCAAAAAAAGACAUAAGUGAUAUUUACAGAGUACGUGGUAAGAAAGAUGCUCCCAAGAACUUACCAAUUGUGAUCGAAACAACGUCAACUUUUGUGAAGACCGACAUUAUGAGGAUGGCGAAAAACUUUAAUAUAAGAAAUAAAACGAAACUCACCGCUAAGCAUUUGGGUUUCCGAAAAGAUGAGGAAGUCCCUAUCUUUAUUUCCGAAAAUCUGACGAGUAAAGGAUCGCGAUUACACUUUUUGGCACGGGACCUAGUGAAGAGUAAAAACUAUAAAUUUUGUUGGACAGCGUAUGGUAAAGUCUACGUCAGAAGAACUGAAAACUCUCCUAUCAUCAUCAUAAGGUCGGAAGCUCAAUGUCAGGAUCUUAUGAAUGCCACGUGA
Plodia interpunctella (Indianmeal moth) is the source of this 870-nucleotide messenger RNA. RefSeq lists its product as uncharacterized. Gene Ontology annotation, biological process: G protein-coupled receptor signaling pathway. The coding region runs from base 1 to 870 and encodes 289 amino acids. The transcript has a single exon. NCBI's taxonomy places the organism in Eukaryota, Metazoa, Arthropoda, Insecta, Lepidoptera, Pyralidae. The record is from RefSeq and is a predicted model, not a curated record.